AUGGCCAGUUGCCUUCCUUCAUGGCCGCCACACGGCCUCCCCAGCCGCUCCACUGGACUUAUAUCGACCUGUGAAAGCGUUUUGGCAUUGAAAACUUGCGAGAUACGCCACCUUGAGAGCAGCGCGGGAUUGGUAAGCCCAUCACCACUAGUCAAAAAGUGCCCUCCGGCCAGGAGACGCUUCACAGCAUUCGCUGAAAUGUGUCGCGGGGUGGCUCCCCGCCGCGGAUUCGACGAUUUACUGGGCAGCUAUGACGCCCAGCGCGCCGCGCAGCUCGAGAAAGCUGGCUGGGCGCAGUCGCCAGCACCAUGCCCAAGCACAGGCAUGGAGCAGCUCCCCCCCGCCGCAUACGCUGGGGUGUCCUUUUGUUCCCUCGCCCGCGCGCCGGCGGCGGCGACCGCCCACCAGCGCUCGGCACCCGUGACCGUCUACACCCUGACCCUGCCGCCCAGCAACCUGCACAUCUCUCCCUUUGCGAGCGAGCAGGCGGCGUGGGAGCCGGCGCCGCCACCGGCGGCACAGCCCACGGUGCGCCGCGCCGCCAGCGACGCCGUCGCCUCGUGGCUGGCCGGCUGGGCAGCGCUGGCCGCCGAGCAGGGCUGCUCCAGCUCGGAUGACGACUACGACUGCCUGCCGCGCCUGGCCGCCACGGUGCCUCGCCAGGCCUCCAGCUCACCUCGGGCCCCGCACCACGCCGCCGCCAUGCAUUGCUCCAGCGGCGGCAGUGGCUGCGGCAGCGGCCGCGCCGCCCCAUCCAACUCGCCUGCGUGCUUCAGCAUCGCCGACUCCGGCUUCCCCACCACCCACCAGCUGCUGCCCAACCUGCCCAGCCUGGACACACGGGCGUCAGGCACCCGCCGCCCCGCAGCCCCGCAGCCCCAGCAGCCGUGCCAGUGGCGCGAGGCAGCCCCCGCGGCGGCGGCCGCCGCCCCCUCCGCUGCCAGCACCAGGCACAAGCGCAGGCGGCAGGAGGCGGCAGCCCGCCCCGCCAAGCGGCAGCAGACCCGGCCGCGCCGCGCCGCGCGCCAGGCCGCCCCCACGCCGCAGCCGCGGCCGCAGCAGGCUGCCGCGCAGCCGUGCGCCACCACGGUGCUGGCCGGCCCUCGCCUUGAGCACCUCACCGCCUGCCCCGCCGACUCCUGUGGCUCCGGCUCAGCCUCCCCCUCGCUGCUGGACCUGCCGGACAUGGAUGCGCUGUGGGCCAGCGACGACUGCUGGGAUGAGGAGGUGCUGCCCCUAGACCUGCUGGCGGAUGAUGUGGGCCUGAUCAUGGCGGGCGAUGCGCUGGCCAUGCGCGACGUCCUGGCCCGCUCCCUCGACCUGUCAGAGUUCCUGGAGCUGUGAGCCUGCCCGAGGCGGGCGCGCCGCCGCUUUUUUCCAUCCAAAAUAAUCCGCCGCGAUUUUGCGCCCACGCUCUGUGGUGGGCUCCAUCUGGCAGAACCCCUCGCCGUGCCAGCCGCUCCUUUGCGAGCCCCCUUUGCCUUUCAGACCCCAAGCAUGUGUUUUCCCCUUUUCUAUGUCCUUUCUGGCUCUUCUGGCGCAGCCUUGUCCAAGGCAGCUCUUGUUUCAUUUUUCCAAUCUUUCUGAGCACGUCACUCCUUCACCUCAUGCUAGUGUAUGAACUUGUACCCCGCCCCACCCCCCCACGGUCCGGUUGUGACCCAGAAGCCUUAUGCUCCCCUUUUUCCCCAGCUCAAGAUGGGCCCUUUCACGCCUACACGCCCGCAACCCGGAGCUCUGCCCACCCUUCCCCAGCGCAUCCAUUUCUAGGGUGCAAACACCUGCCAGUUAAAUAAACAGGUUGUCAUUUGUCACACUCCUUUCAGGUUGCAUAACCCCUGGCGGCUGGGAGAUUGCCUCCUUGGACAAACCCAAUACCCCUCCGUUACACCCCCAGGCCUCCAAAGGUCAAACCCCCUUCACCGCCUCCUUUCAGAUGGUUACCACAUCAUCGUUUGCGUCUUCUUUCCCUAUUUCUUGUCUGCCUGAGCUCACCAACCUCACCAACCAAUGCAACAUUGGAGACUGUCA
Molecule: messenger RNA, 2031 nt
Organism: Chlorella variabilis
Lineage: Eukaryota; Viridiplantae; Chlorophyta; Trebouxiophyceae; Chlorellales; Chlorellaceae
Exons: 4
Coding region: 1-1344 (447 amino acids)
Source: RefSeq, a predicted model, not a curated record